This is a messenger RNA of Klebsormidium nitens, 1367 nucleotides long. The record is from the annotation of a GenBank genome assembly. NCBI's taxonomy places the organism in Eukaryota, Viridiplantae, Streptophyta, Klebsormidiophyceae, Klebsormidiales, Klebsormidiaceae.
GGAGCUGGCGCGCUUCACUUCAAUCAAAGACACUACUUAAUAGUAUUGGUGAUGGCGGCUGCACCGGAUCUCUCCGUGGAGGAACUGAACGGCGAUGCGGAGGUGGCGAACCCUGAGAAAAAGCUUCCGGAACCGAUAUUGUUUGGUGCUCAAGAAAGUCUUGAGAAGUCAGCGGUGCAAUUGGAGCAAGAAAAGCACCAAGCAAGGGCCCGCAAAUUCGGAGUUGAGUAUGUCGAGCCCAGGAAAGAUCUCCUCCUUUCUCGAGCCGAGCUACGAACCCAGAUCGCCAGGGAGCGCGCUGGAGAUCGCAAAGGUUUUGCCGUGGGUAUUGACCUCUUCUCAGAGGAGGAGAAGGCCAAGAAGGAGCGCCGUGCGCAGCGGUAUGGCCUGGCGACUGCCGCCAAGGACGAGACGGAUGAGGAGCGGAAGCGGCGGCUACGGGCGGAGAGGUUUGGUGCGGUGGAGCCAGAACCUGCAGUUGAGGGCGCAACCAUGGACGUAGAUGCAUUGGAGGUCCGACGGGAUGCGCCUGACACCGCCUCCCUUCGGCUAGACACGAUCUAUGUGUACGGCACCGAUACACUGUCCACUAAGGACGUGUUGCGCUACUUCACGGGGUAUGGACCCAGCUUUGUGGAGUGGAUCAACGACUCCUCAUGUAACAUCGUUUUUGAGGACGAGUUUGCCGCCAAGCGCGCCCUCUUAACAAUCGGAACCCAGGAGCCGGGUUCUGCUAACGAGGCGCUCCCUGCCCCCUGGUAUGCUGGGAAGCCAUUCGAAAGGGAUGACCUCAGGCUGCCACUGAGCCUCAGGAUUGCGUGCACUGCUGACGUCAAGCCGGAAGAGGGGGUCGUCUCUCGCCAUCUGUGGAUACGAGAUGGCGGCAGAGGGCAGGGGCGAGGCAGGGGCGGGGGGCGGGGACGAGGGGCCAGCAGGAGAGAGCGGGGAGACUGGCAACAUGAGCAGCAAAGCGAAGAAGUUUGGGGUCAGGAGCCCGUCGCUGUUCAAGAGGUCCCAGAGCGGCCUUUGGGUCCUAGAAAGCGGCUCCGCAACGAUGUGGAGCCGCAACCAGGCUCGAAAGAACCUAGACAGAAUGGUAAGUCAAGAAACCGAAAACGGGGUAAGGUAAGUAAUACCCUUGCGGCGGCGGGGCAAGGAUCGGUCGAAAAGGAUGCGGAGCCUGAAAGGAUAGCUAACCCCAGGUUCGAUAGGAGAAAAGACGACGAAGAUGAUGAUUAGGCGAGCAUCGCAAAGUCUGCCUGCUUGACUCAAAUGUCCAUGCCGCGUGCACAAAGGAAAUGACGUAAUGGCAUCCGUACGAGCAUGUCGUACGCUGCAAAAAUGGUGCAAAGCGUGUCCUGCCAGGC